ACUUCUAAUUUACUGUUAUAUAUCUUCUUGGAAAUUUAUUUGUAACUUGGUAACCAAUAAUUUAUUGUAUCUCCAUGGUAACUUUUUAUAAGACUGAUCUUACCUACAAAAAUAAUUUUAAUUCUGCCAUCUAACGAUAUUUAUACGAAACAACAUUAUGCCGGUAAGACUAAGCACGAUGGCAGGUAUAUCCGUUUCCAAUACAUGCGAUGUUAUGCAAACUGAAAUGGCAAAAUUGAUUUGUCUAUUAUUUUGUUAACGAAAUCUUGGAAUAUAAUUUCAGAUUAAUUAAAAUGUAGUUCUUAAAGUUCAGCAUUUUUUCAAUUAUUCCUAUUUUUUGGCUAUUGUUUAUCUUUUAGACACGUGAAGAUAUUCGUACGAUUAUUGCAAUGAUGGAGAGUAAUAAUCAAGGACAAAUGUUUGAUAAUGAAAGAUUAAGCGGCAUACACGCGAACGAGAGUGAUAGCAGUUUAACAGAGAAGGUUUUGUCCGUAAGAAGUGAGGAAAGCAUUUUGUAUGAAGCGUCAAAACAAAUUGAAAAUCUUGUAAAGUCGAAUAUAAAAACAAAAAAGAAUGCAAAAGAAAUAAACAAUUAUAAUAAAACUGAUACUAUAGAUUGUUCAGAACAAACAGAAUUGAAAAAACAAGUUCAAACUGGAGAGAUUACGCCGUUUCAGGCAAUUGAAAAACAGUCUGAUUUGUUUAAAAUUAAGGGAACAUUUAAUAAAACUUCACAUUUACUUGAUCUUGAAAAGUACCUUCAACAACAGGCUGAAUUUGCCAAACAAAAGAAACAGUUGAAAAAAAAUUCAAAGGUAUCUGAGCAUAAAAAUCAUCAUGUAACAUCAAUUAAAAAAUUAAAAUUUUCAAAUACUAGCUCUAAAGAACUUAAAAUAACAAAAAUCAAAGCUAGUAAAAGAAAAUUGGUUCCUGAAUUUGAUCAAUCAAAAAAUUUAAAUAAAAAGAAUGAUAUCAAUUAUGAAACAAAAAAUAGAAAAUCUGAUCAAGUUGAGAGUUCUAUCAAAGAGACCGAACAUUCCAGAAAUGAAUUAGUUUUCUGUAAUACUUCCAAAGAUAAUGUUAAAGAAACAUUGACUAAAAAUGCAACAAACAUUAAAGUUAUAGAUACAACCAGUGAUUCUGAAAGUGAAUAUGUACCAAGUGAUGAACAAAUUGAGUCAGUUUUGGAUGAUGGAAAUGAAACAAUGUAUAAAGAAAGGGUGCAGAAAAGUGGUUAUCCAAAGGAUGAGCCAUUACACAAAAUAGAUAAUUUAUUUAAAGUUCCACAAUGUAUAUGGAAAAAAUUAUAUAAGUACGAAUAAUCAUGAAUAAUUUUUAUNNGAAUUGCAUCUUCGUGGUUUAGGUGGACUACUAGGUGAUGAAAUGGGAUUGGGGAAAACUGUCCAAGUAAUUGCAUUUCUUGCAGGUUUAGACUGUAGUGAAUUACUAUCCGAUGGUGGAAGGUUUAGAGGUUUAGGACCAACUGUAGUUGUUUGUCCAGCUACUCUAAUGGAGCAGUGGGUAAAGCAUUUCCACGAAUGGUGGCCUAUUUUAAGAGUAGUUGUUCUACAUCAAUGUGGAACUUAUAACGGUAAUUUAGAGUAUUUGAUGCACUCUCUAAAAUCUGGUGGUGUAUUAAUUACUUCUUAUUCUGGUAUGCUCAUACAUAAAGACUUACUUGUAGCCAGUCAGUGGCAUUAUGUCAUACUCGAUGAAGGUCACAAAAUAAGGAAUCCACAGGCAAAGAUUAGCAAAGCAGUAAAACAAUUCUCUACACCACACCGACUUUUGUUAACUGGUAGUCCCAUGCAAAACUCUUUAAAAGAACUAUGGUCCCUCUUUGACUUUAUUUUACCUGGGAAGUUAGGCACUUUACCUGCAUUUUUAGAGCAUUGCGCAACUCCUAUAACUCGCGGAGGAUAUACGAAUGCUUCCCCUCUACAAGAAGCCAUCGCGCUUCAAGUUGCUACAAUGCUCAGAGAUGCUAUUACGCCGUAUAUGCUCCGAAGAACAAAAAAUGAUGUACAACAUCAUCUUAGUCUACCAGAAAAGAAUGAACAGAUAUUAUUUUGCAGUUUAACGGAAGAACAAAAAAAAUUAUACAAAGAAUAUUUACGCUCUGCAGAUGUUAGUUUCAUUUUGCAUGAAAAAAAUCAUUCAGAAAGUGGAAGAUACAGAGCUCGGCUUCUUAUAGCAUUAUCAGCUCUCAGGAAAAUAUGUAACCAUCCUGAUUUGUUUCUUUAUACGAGUCCAGUUGAUUCAGACGAAGACAUUGAUAUAUCAAAUGAAACACUGGAGAAAUUUGGAUAUUGGAAACGCUCCGGCAAAAUGAUCGUGGUUCGAUCUCUUCUCAAAAUUUGGAAGAAACAAGGACACAGAGUACUACUUUUUACUCAAGGAAGACAAAUGAUGCAUGUUUUAGAAUCUUUAGUACAAAGCGAAGAAUACUCUUAUUUAAGAAUGGAUGGAAUUACUUCUAUGUCACAACGACAAGAAACAAUUCGCUUGUUUAAUAAGGAUCCAUCAUAUUUUGUUUUUUUAUUAACUACGCGUGUUGGAGGUUUGGGAGUUAAUUUGACUGGAGCAAAUCGAGUAGUUAUCUAUGAUCCGGAUUGGAAUCCGGCAAUUGAUGCUCAAGCAAGAGCUCGUGCAUGGAGAAUUGGACAAAAUAAAAAAGUCACUAUUUAUAGACUUAUCACUGCUGGUACUAUUGAAGAAAAGAUAUAUCACAGACAAAUCUUUAAAAUACUUCUUGCAAAUAAAGUUUUAGAAGAUCCACGUCAACGUAGAUUAUUUAGAACUUCUGAUUUAGUUGAACUUUUUAAUUUUAAUGAAUCCAUUGAUAAUUCUAAUGAAAUCGAUCAACUAUUCCAAGAAUCUAAAUUAGUCGCAUCGUCUGUCACAUUUUCAACUAAUAAAAUUGAAAAAAUGCGGAAACUAGCAGCUACGCUUAGUAAAAAUAUAAGUCAGAACAGCUCAAACUCUACACCUAUAGUACAAAUAGUGAAUGCUUCAGAAAGUCAUUGUUUUUCAAAUUGCCAUAAUAACAAUAUCGACCAAGAUAUUUUAAAAGACAAUAAUCAAAUAUAUACAGAUAAUAUAACUGAAGAAAUUAUUAAAAAUGACAGUAAUUUUCAUAAAAGAAAUGAAGAUACACUUUCUUCUGAAAGUAAAGAUUACAUAUUAACAAAUAAAUUAAGUUCUAAUACUAAAAUAGAUGAAACUUCAAAUGAAGCUAUCAUACAACAUUUACCUAGUGAUUCUAAUAUAUCUGAAGCUUUAAGUAAAAGUAACGAAACAGUUUCGUACAAUACGAAUGAAGAUACGUCGUCAAAAAUAAAUAAAACACAUUCCAGAAGAAGAAAAAAAAAAAGUUUACGAUCAGAAGAACAUAUUACCUCGGCUAUUUUUGAAGGCCAACGUGUCUCACAUUUAAUUGGACGACGUCUUGAACGUUCCUCAACAGAACCUGAAUUAAUUGAAGAUGAUCAGUACGUCCUAAAGAAGUUAUUCGCCAAAGCAAAUGUAACUUCUGCUUUUCAACACGAAGCAGUAUUAUCAAAUUCAGGAUAUAGUUCUGAUCAUAAAAAUCCAAUGCAACGAUUAGCGCGUGAAACAGCGCAAGAAAAUAUGGACAGUAUUCGUAAAUCUCGUAAAUGGUGUUGGAAACCCAUGUGGGAGUCUAUAUCACCAAAGAAUUAAUUUAUACAUAUAUAUUGUAAGUAAUUAACAUUCAGUCUUAGUGAAUUUAUAAGUGGUUUUAUUCAUUAAAUUUUGAAUUUUCCAAUUAAAGAAAUGAAUCUCUUUAUGUUUACAGAAAAAUAAUGCUUUGUUUAAUAUUGAAUAUAAGUAAGUAGAACACAAUGAACAAUUAUNUAAACUAUUUUGUAUACUAUUUCGUAUAUUAAAUGCAGAAAUAUUAUUUCAAUCGUUUAGAAACAAAAAUCUUUUUUUUCAUUUUAUUGUUAUAUACGAUAAUUUUGUCUUAUUAUAUGAAUUUUUAUUUAGACACUUUACAUAUAACAGAUGAAUUAUUGGAAAAUAAUCAACAAAUAUAAACAUUUUUGUGAUAAAAAAAUGCUUUUUUUGUUAAUUAAAUUAAUCAAUUAUUUUUUAUGUAUUAUAAUUUUGUACUCUAAUUUAUUAUUAAUUAAGUAAUCAUUAUAAAAUUAAAUAUUAUAUAAACUUUUAUGACAAUAUUUUUUGUCAAAAAUGUUUUGUAUACUUAUGUAAAUAAUAAACAUAUAUGGCUGUACAUAUUUAUAUUCUUAUAAUGGGUAUAUGUUUCCUACCAAAAAUAUUUGUACUAAUAAAGAACCCCAUUUUAUGAAAUGUUGCAGAAUAGCAUAAAUAUAGAAUACUAUUUUAUAAAAAUAUUCUCGUAAUAAUUAAGAGAGAAAACAAUUUACCGAUCACCAUAAGGAGUUAUUCGUUUACCACAUAACAUAAUUAAAAGAGAAAACAAUUUACCGAUCAUCAUAAGGAGUUAUUCGUUUACCACCGAUGAAACGACUUGGUGUAAAAAUUACUAUUCCAUCUGUAUGUAACUUUUCAAGUAAUGGAUGAUUUGCAGGUGACCUUCUAUAAUGAGGUACAAAUACUUUUACAGUAUGACCCCUCUUCUGAAAAUACUCUACAACUAUCUUGAUUCCUUCCUCCGCAAAUAUUUUAUUAUUUCGAUACCUAAAAAAUGUUAAAUUUUUGCUAUACAUAUAAUUAUAAUAUGCAAAUAAAAUAUAUGAUCUCUUAAAAAUCAAAAUCAUCAUACGACAUGGCUAUAUUGUUGCCAUCAAUAACUAUUUCCCGCAACUUAUUAGGUAGCUGAUGUGUAGAUGAUCCUGUAGAUAACCGAGGAUAAGUUAAU
Molecule: messenger RNA, 4864 nt
Organism: Heterotrigona itama
Lineage: Eukaryota; Metazoa; Arthropoda; Insecta; Hymenoptera; Apidae
Source: the annotation of a GenBank genome assembly